AUGGCUGAGGGAGAAUCUCACAAGCAUAAUAGGCUAAUGCAGAUGCACAGAGUGCACACAAUGACUCCGUCAAAAGCUGGCUGUUGGAUGUUGCCGAGAUUGCCUGGGAUGCAGAGGACAAAGGUGUCUUGUUGUGCUGGAUUAAGAAGAGAGCUGGGAGCUCUUUUGUGCUUUUGCGUUCCCUCUCACUGCCCACGAAAUCAACCGCCAAAGCCAUUUGAAGGGAUUGCUCGUGAAACUGAAAGGAAAUGUGGGAGAUUGCCGUUGGCUGUUAAAAUGGUGGCAGCAUCUCUGGAGUGCAAGAGAUUGUCAAGCGAAUGGCAAUCCAAAUUGCAGCAUAUAAAAGAGGCAUCUUCUACCAACGACCCAAUUAUGCAGAUUCUUCAGUUGAGUUAUGAUUCUCUCCCUGCUCAUCUUAAGCCUUGUUUUGCAUUUCUUUCUUUCUUUCCCGAGGAUGAGUUAAUAGAAUCCCAAUAUCUCAUAAACCUGUGGGUAGAAGAAGGAUAUAUUCAUCAGGGAGAGGACCAGCUAGAAAUUGGAUGGACAUAUAUAAGUCAUCUUUACAAUCUAUGUUUGCUCGAGAGUGCAGCAUGCUAUUAUGGCACUGGAUUUCAACGUCGUAAGCUAGAUACUAUGUACAUAUUGCAUGAUUUAGUUCUUGAUUUGGCCAUUAGUAUAUCAAAAGAAAGUAAAUGUGCAUUUAGUGUAGAGGAAGCCUUCAAGAAAGGUACAACUAGGGUUUUAAUGGUCAAAAAAAGCAUAGGCAAUGGUGAUGUACAUGUAAUGGCAAGUAACGGGGCAUAUUCUGCAUCACGCCUUCGCACUUUUUCUUUCUCUCAAAAUAAAAGCAUUCAAAAUAUUCCAGCAACCCUGCUUAGAGGUGCUAGAGUACUGCUCAUUCUUGACUUGAGUCGUACUAGCAUCUCAUCAUUGCCUGCUUAUGUUCAGCCUGCUUAUGUUGAAAAUUUGAAGCUCCUUAGAUUUUUGAAUUUAAGUGAGACAAACAUUGCUGAGGUCCCAAAAUAUGUAAGAAGUAACAAGAGUCUUCGCUUUCUUGACCUUUCCAACUGCUCUGGUCUAGAAAGGUUGCCUAACUGGAUUGGUGAACUGAAUUGUCUAGAACAUCUGGAUAUAAGUGGUUUCAGGGGAUUCAUGCCCAAGGAAAUAUCAAAACUUUGUAUCUUUAUGAGCACUGAGGACAUAUGA
This is a messenger RNA of Cryptomeria japonica (Japanese cedar), 1206 nucleotides long. Its product is annotated as putative disease resistance protein At3g14460. Gene Ontology annotation, biological process: defense response to other organism. NCBI's taxonomy places the organism in Eukaryota, Viridiplantae, Streptophyta, Pinopsida, Cupressales, Cupressaceae. Gene Ontology annotation, molecular function: ADP binding; protein binding. The transcript is spliced from 2 exons. Bases 1 to 1206 code for a protein of 401 amino acids. The record is from RefSeq and is a predicted model, not a curated record.